ACACACGGGAUGACCAAAGCCCAAACCCUCCGCCUCACCCCGGGCCGUCGGCACCAUCGCCGCCGUGACCUUGCCGGUGCUCCGGUAGCAGCGCACGAUGCUCCGCCGUGUGCCUCCCUCCCUACGCCGCGCCCUCCUCUCCUCCACCUACACACGCUACGUCGGGGCACAAAUCCCGAACCCCAGCCAUUCUCCUUCCCAGACCCUCCUCCCCCAAUGGCGGCGUCACGCCGCUGUUUCCUCCUCCUCGGCCCCGCCACAGCCGCCGCUUCCUCCAUCUCCGCCUCGGGGUCCGUCGCGGUCGGGCGGAGGCGGUCCCACUGUCUCGUCGCUGAACCCCGCCGAGGUCGCCAAGUUCGCUGCCAUCGCAGAGACAUGCGGUUAUGGCUUUGACGACAGCAUUCGUAGGGGAUCGCUACUGGCAUGAUAACUGCAUCUGGAUAUUGGUAUCAUAUGCAACCAUGAAAUGGUUAAAACAAUGGUCCAAACGAAGAGAGCAGUUGCUUCCUUUGGCUGGGUGUUGGAUGUAGUUAGUUAGUGCUGUUGAAUCGGCACACAUGUUUGUCAAUAUGAGCAUGCUGCAAGUUACUUUCAAGGAAGCCCACAAAUUAGACCUGAAUAAGACGGGAUUGUUCAGCUAAUACUAGUUGGGAGUGAAUCACAAAUGAAAUGCUGAAGUUGGUAGGGAACUGCAGGUAUCUCCUUGUUAUAUUAUUGCUUAUUGAUGACAGUGCUAUUUCUGGAAUGAAUGACAGGUGGGAUGCAAACGGUCCAUUCAAACCUUUGCAUUUGAUGAAUCCAACCCGACUGUCUUUUAUCCGCUCCACUCUUUGUAGACAUUUCAGGAGGGAUCCAUAUUCAUCUAAGCCACUUGAAGGCCUCAAAGUUAUUGAUGUUGGAUGUGGAGGUGGCAUUCUGUCAGAGCCUCUUGCUCGGAUGGGAGCUGCAGUUACUGCAAUUGAUGCUGUUGACAAGAAUAUAAAGAUCGCAAGUAUUCACGCGGCAUCUGAUCCGGAAACUGCUUCCAUUGAGUAUUACUGCACAACAGCUGAGGCAUUGGUAAAAGAGAAAAGGCUGUUUGAUGCUGUAAUUUCUCUUGAGGUGAUUGAGCAUGUCGCUAAUCCUUUGGAGUUUUGCGAAUCGCUCUCAGCUUUGACAGCUCCUAAUGGUGCCACUGUAGUUUCCACAAUCAAUCGCUCAAUGAGAGCAUAUACCACUGCAAUAGUUGCUGCUGAGUACAUCCUCAGAUGGCUUCCUAGAGGCACACAUGAGUGGUCCAAACUGGUUACCCCUGAGGAGCUUUCCCUAAUGCUGCAAAAAGCUUCUGUCUCCGUUGAAGAGAUGGCAGGGUUCGUUUAUAAUCCGCUGAGUGGAGAGUGGUCUCUGUCAGAUGAUGUCAGUGUGAACUAUAUUGCUUUUGGUGUCAAGAAGAGUGAAACACCAUCGACAAAUUGCACAUAGGCAAGAUUAUUGUGGUUGGAGAAAAAGAAUUGGCAAAAUCUUGUCUGUUGAAUCUUAGUGCUAGGUACAACCAUGUUGUGUGGAAGCCCCAUUGAGAAGUUGUCUUGUCAAGCUGACGAGAGGCAGCUGCUAACAAGUCGAGCUAGCUCUGCUUUCUUUUUGAUUAAUUGUGUAAUAACAAUGUAAUGCACGGCUGCUUCAGACAGUUUUAGCAAUUUUGUGGCAAAUACAAGGAUGGUGCUUUAUCUAUAUCUCUCGCAGCUACAUUAGCUAGCGUUGUAAGGAGGAAGAGGGAGAGGUUAGCAACAUUCGCUCUGUUGUUGCAGUGGACUCGCUGCAAUUCUGAAAUGUAUCAGGUGUAUUAGCUUCCUAUAUAUUGAGCUGUCUGCUGGAAGUACAUUUUUAACUA
Molecule: messenger RNA, 1870 nt
Organism: Panicum virgatum (switchgrass)
Lineage: Eukaryota; Viridiplantae; Streptophyta; Magnoliopsida; Poales; Poaceae
Product: ubiquinone biosynthesis O-methyltransferase, mitochondrial-like
Exons: 9
Coding region: 670-1461 (263 amino acids)
Biological process (GO): ubiquinone biosynthetic process
Molecular function (GO): 2-methoxy-6-polyprenyl-1,4-benzoquinol methyltransferase activity
Source: RefSeq, a predicted model, not a curated record